AGAAUGAUCUUAUUACUAGCUAAUAGCUAUUAUCCUUGAUACAGGGAAGGAUUUAGUUCAAGCAAUCUUUUUCAAUUUACUACAGCAUGUCAUCACCUCACAUGGAACACAAAUAUAACAGAGUUUAUUUGUCAAAUCUCGCGCUAGAGUUGGGGAGUACAUUCAGAGGUAGCAAACUUUCCUGUCAAGAAUUACAUCUGUCAAGUCCUACCUUAUGUGAUGGGAUGCAGUCCUAUUUAUACAUAAUCUCAUUUUCCAUCCAGGUCCACAUAAUCUACUGUAGCUCGUUCGAAGGCCCAGCUUGCAAUCUUCCGUUCGCAUCAACAUGCCAAGCUUUCCUUAUGUCUUCACGGAAUCCUCCAAGUACAGCAGUAAGCAUUGGGAUGUUCGCGAAAGCGUGCUGUUGUGACAGCGGGAAGGUGCUGAAGCGCAAGGUGGAUGUGUAGUCCCUAUUUCUGUACGGAAACUCUAAUCGCAGAGCUUUUUGCGUGAGUUAGGGUGUUGUGGCUUGAAUACGACGUGCCCAACUGAAACCUCAGUGCUGGGAGAAUGGUUGCAAUGGAC
Messenger RNA from Lindgomyces ingoldianus, 564 nucleotides. RefSeq lists its product as uncharacterized. Bases 87 to 446 code for a protein of 119 amino acids. The transcript has a single exon. Lineage: Eukaryota; Fungi; Ascomycota; Dothideomycetes; Pleosporales; Lindgomycetaceae. The record is from RefSeq and is a predicted model, not a curated record.